GCUUUUAAAACAUUGACGCCAUACGACCCUUUUAAGAACGGCUUAGAGUAGAGAAAGCCGUUGGGCAACGAUGUUUGCCCUUGUCAUAGUCGCAAUUUUUUUCCUACCCUUUGGCGACAGUAAAGAGCCUCAUGUCUAUGAUUACUGGAAAAGUAUAUUUGGUUGGACUAACGAUGAUCACGAUUUGAUAGCUUAUGCUGUCAAUUAUCAUGGGGGAAAGGCAUCCGAUUACCUUGCGUACAACACUAAACUCACCAGAAAAAUGAACGCUGCGUAUGAUAUUUGGACUCACCUGAGCCCGGAAUCAAAGAAGUUUGUACAGGACUUUAAUGAAGUCUUGUUUGAAGAAGAAGAAGUGUGGUCGAAGACGCUAAAGCGGAAGUCAUCUUUUCAUAAGUUGAAACCAUUUGUGGAAUCUUUGAGCAAGAAGGCUCGCGAUGAGUUGUGCGAAAUUUACAAAGGGUUCGCAGCGUUUCUCAAAGAAUUUGGGAAGAAAUGCGACAUAUGAAAGAAAUGUUCUAACACCGGACUAUCAGCCUUUGGAUUAGCAACCUGCUUUCUCUACUUCAAUACAUAGUCUUCAUAUUAGUGCUUUCCGUGGGAUGAAAUUUACAGAAUACAUGAAGUUCAUGGGAAUAAG
This is a messenger RNA of Cylicocyclus nassatus, 640 nucleotides long. The record is from the annotation of a GenBank genome assembly. Lineage: Eukaryota; Metazoa; Nematoda; Chromadorea; Rhabditida; Strongylidae.